Molecule: messenger RNA, 1677 nt
Organism: Eupeodes corollae
Lineage: Eukaryota; Metazoa; Arthropoda; Insecta; Diptera; Syrphidae
Product: UDP-glycosyltransferase UGT5-like
Exons: 3
Coding region: 104-1657 (517 amino acids)
Molecular function (GO): UDP-glycosyltransferase activity
Source: RefSeq, a predicted model, not a curated record
UUUCAUUUCAGUUCAAAGCGUUUGCCCGAUCGUGUUAGACGUGCGGUAGAAGUUCCAUCUUAUUUUCUUAUAACGGUGUUUAUGGCAUAAGUCGAAUAGCACAAUGCUUUGCAACAAGUUGUUUUUUCCGGUUCUAGUGGUCCUCAGUCUCCAAGCACUAGAUUACGUUGAAAGUUCUCGAAUUCUAGCCUUCUUCCCUGCCCCAGUGAAAAGCCAUCUUAUAAUUCACACUGCCAUCACCAAUGCUCUAGCUGAACGUGGACACCAACUCACCGUGGUAACAACAGUUCCAUUGAUAAAAACCAAUCCCCGUUAUCGUCACAUUCUACUCGAUGGAUGUUCCAUUCCGAAAGAUUACUUCUCUGAAAAGAUCAAUGAAGCUCAACCGUUCUAUAGACAAUUCAUCUCACUUACCGAAUUUAUAAACGACUGUUCAAAUGUCACCUUACAACAUCCGAAAAUGCGGAAGCUUAUGGCUGAGGAACGAUUUGAUUUGGUGAUUUUGGGAUACUUUUUCAAUGAACUACAUUUGGGAUUGGGAGCUCAUUUUAAGUGUCCCGUUGUGGUAUCUUUUAUGGUUCAACCAGUUCGGCUGAUAAAUCAUUUUGUUGGAAAUCCAUUGGAAGGUGCUUAUGUGCCGAAUUUGUUAAGUGCAUACGAACAACCCAUGAACUUUUGGCAGAGAUUGAAGAACUUUCUGAUUAAUGAGGCUUUCGAACCGAUUAUGAUGAGAUUGUUUAUGACCAAUCAGCAAAAAGCAUUUUACGAUUACAAUUUUCCACCAGAAAAAUACCCCUCAUUGGAAGAAAUGAAAAAGAAUGUCUCACUGGUUCUAACAAAUCAUCAUUUUAGUCAAGGACCUAUUCGACCAAAUGUUCCUGCUUUGAUUGAAAUUGGAGGAAUUCAAAUAAAAGAAAAGUCUGAUCCAUUGCCAGAGGAUAUCAAAUCAAUCAUGGACAAAGCCAAAAAUGGAAUAGUUUACUUCAGUUUUGGUUCCAACAUCCAAGGUGAUGUCUUGGACCGGAGUAAAGCCAAAAUUAUGUUCGACGUCUUAUCAAAGCUUCCGUUCACAAUUCUCUGGAAAUGGGGAAAAACCGAUUUGCCUGGUCAGGCUCCAAAUGUCAUCUAUAAAACAUGGCUGCCACAGGACGAUGUACUAGCCCAUCCAAAUGUCAAACUCUUCGUCACCCAUGGCGGUCAGGGAAGUGUUGUUGAGUCAUUGUAUCAUGGAGUUCCAAUGGUUGGAGUGCCCUUAUUCGGGGAACAGCACGCUAAUAUGGUGAACGUGGAGAAAAAAGGAUACGGCCGAAUGGUGGAAUUUACCACCAUGACUGAGGAGAAUUUUGACAGGGCUGUCAAUGAUGUUCUAACAGACGGAAAGUACCGUCAAAAUGUUCAAACUUUUGCCAAACUCUACAAAGAUCGACCGAUGAGUGCGAAAGAAACAGCUGUCUAUUGGGUUGAGUAUGUCCUGAGACAUCGGGGUGCUCCACAUAUGCAGAGUCCAGCAGUACAUUUGAACAAGUUCCAACUUAUGUCAUUGGAUGUUGUUGGAUUCUUGGGCGUUAUUAUUUAUUUAGUGAUUAAGUUUAUUAAAUUCUUUGUAGUUUUCGUUUAUUCAAAAUUUGUAAGGAAGUUGAAGAAUAAAAAAGAGUAAUAAAUAGAAGUUUUUAAAAA